GCGGGGCGUGGGCGGGGCCUAACAGGUCGGCCCCGCCCCACCCCGGUGCCUUUCGGAGCCCCCGGGUCCCUCCGCCAGCCGGCUCAGCGGGGCGGUGCCUCGGUGCCCCGGUGCUCCGGCUUCCCGCUCCUGGCCAGGGGUAAUCCCUGAAGGAAUUCGUCAGAAAGAUCCUAUUUCUUUAAUUCUCUCAUGCUGAACACCCACUUGAAGCUUGCUUUCUACCUCUCCGAUCCAAGCGCCUGAUCUUGCGGGCCAAACUUGCUCCCUCCGCAGUCUUCUCCAUCUAAGUAAAUGUCAAGAAAUGUUCAGGCUGAAAACCCUGGUGCAGCCUCCUCACGCUUCAUAUCAGCGCACAGGAUUCUAUUUGCUCGACUUGAGAAAAUAUCCAGCCUCCUGGGACUCUGCACCGUCUCUGCUGCCACUCUGGUCCAAGCCUCCAGCAUCUCCCACCUGGAUUGUCGGUAAAAGAGAGUGACUUGAACAAUGCAUUGAAUUACACAAGCCUGCUUGUGGACAUAUGGUAUGAAUUUUGGAGUCAGAUAGGAAUUCAAGUCCAACUCUCUCAUUUACUACCUUUGUGAAGUAAAGAGAUUGAAAUUGCCUUCAUUACUAUAAGGAGAAUAGAAGAUGAAUAAACCCAUAACAUCUUCAACAUAUGUGCGCUGCCUCAAUCUUGGACUAAUUAGGAAGUUGUCAGAUUUUAUUGAUCCUCAAGAAGGAUGGAAGAAGUUAGCGGUAGCUAUUAAAAAACCAUCUGGUGAUGAUAGAUACAAUCAGUUUCACAUAAGGAGAUUUGAAGCAUUACUUCAAACUGGAAAAAGUCCCACCUGUGAAUUACUGUUUGACUGGGGCACCACAAAUUGCACAGUUGGUGACCUUGUGGAUCUUUUGAUUCAAAAUGAGUUUUUUGCCCCAGCGAGUCUUUUGCUACCAGAUGCUAUUCCUAAAACUCCUAAUACAGUACCUUCUGAAGAAGCUGUAACAGUUCAGCAGCAACAGAUGCCUCUCAAUGGCAAAGACAGGACAUUUGUGUUACCUGUGCAGAACUUUGAACAAAACUAUAUGCCACCUGACUCCUCAAGUCCAGAAAAUACAAGUUUAGAAGGUAGUGAUACACGUUUUCACAGUUUUUCAUUUUAUGAAUUGAAGAAUGUCACAAAUAACUUUGAUGAGAGACCCAUUUCUCUCGGUGGCAACAAGAUGGGAGAGGGAGGAUUUGGAGUUGUAUAUAAAGGCUACGUGAACAACAAAACUGUAGCAGUGAAGAAGCUUGCAGCCAUGGUUGACAUUAGUACUGAAGAACUGAAACAGCAGUUUGAUCAAGAAAUAAAAGUCAUGGCAAAGUGUCAGCAUGAGAACUUAGUAGAACUGCUUGGUUUCUCAAGUGAUGGAGAUGACCUCUGCUUAGUGUAUGUUUAUAUGCCCAACGGCUCAUUGCUAGACAGGCUGUCUUGCUUGGAUGGUACUCCACCACUAUCUUGGCACAUGAGAUGCAAGAUUGCCCAAGGUGCAGCUAAUGGCAUCAGUUUUUUACAUGAAAACCAUCAUAUUCAUAGAGACAUUAAAAGUGCAAAUAUCCUACUAGAUGAAGACUUUACAGCCAAAGUAUCUGACUUUGGGCUUGCCCGGGCUUCUGAGAAAUUUGCCCAGACAGUGAUGACUAGCAGAAUUGUGGGCACAACAGCUUAUAUGGCACCUGAGGCUUUAAGAGGAGAAAUAACACCCAAAUCUGACAUCUACAGCUUUGGUGUGGUUUUAUUAGAAAUAAUAACUGGACUUCCAGCUGUAGAUGAACACCGUGAGCCUCAGUUAUUGCUAGAUAUUAAAGAAGAAAUUGAGGAUGAAGAAAAGACAAUUGAAGACUAUAUUGAUCCAAAGAUGAAUGACACUGAUCCCACUUCCAUUGAAACUAUGUACUCUGUUGCUAGUCAAUGCUUGCAUGAAAAGAAAAAUAAGAGACCAGACAUUGAGAAGGUUCAACAGCUGCUGCAAGACUUGACAGCUUCUUAAAACUUUACUGGAAUAGACUCUUGGUUUUUGUGUAGACCUAUCUAUACCAUUUUUUAAACUAAAUUUUUUUUUGGAAACAUUCUUUUUUACAUUUAACAAGGCAGCAUGGAGCAGUGCAGUGGUUAUUAAAGCUUAUAUAAAACCCCCAACAUGUAUAGAAUAAACAAAAGUCAAGCCACGAUAUCAACCCUAAGCCCUACCUCAUCAGUGUCACCCUCAGUUCUCCAGUAAUCCCUGAUACCUCUCCUCGGAACUCCACCAAACAUGGGUUGAAAACUAUAGAAUUAGCAACAAACAGGACUGGACCACAGGGUGAAAAGACCCUAGACCAAAGUCCAACUCCACUACUAAUUUGCUGUAGAGCUUGGACAAUCCCUUAACAGCUUUGAGCUUUGUUUCCCUCCCAGCCUCCCCACUGGUAGCAUUAGGCUAAUACCUACUGUGCUUCUCUGACAGGUAGUCAUGAAAAUCAAAUAAUGCAGAAUAUGUACAAGCACCUUGUAACGUGAUAUACCAGUUUGUAAAGUGACGUAAAAUUAAAAGUUUAUGUAGAUGUUUAUACAAUCCAAUUACAGUCAUUUGUGUAUAGGAUCAUGUUUGCAGUGUGCUAUUUUUUUUUUUUUUUGCAGUGUGCUAUUUUAAGCAAUCAUUCACCACUAACCAAAUAUGCCCUGAUGUUAUUCCCAUGAUGAUAUGGUCAAUAUUAGAUUAUGUUACCUGGCAAAAUUGAAGGAAUUUAGCAGAUGUUGUUAUGGUCCCUAAUCUGCUGACUUUGAGUAUCAACAGAGAGACUGAUGAGUGGGCCUCACCUAAUAAAGUGAGAUUCUCCUGUGGGCCUUGAAGAAGUAAGCUACCGGGUUGUAAGAAAGCCAAUGUGGCUAAAACCUAAGGGUGGCCUACUAGGCUAAGACUACCUUCCAGAGGUUAGCCAGCAAUAAAAAACUGGGAACCUGGGUCUUAUAACCACAAGAAAGUGAAUUCUUCUAAAAAGAACAACUUUUUCUUCCCAUAUUUCUGACCCACUGGUUUGCUAGCGAGCCAACUAAACAUUUUUUAAUUUUAAAUUUCUCUCACUAUGCUCUAUGAGAACCAAGGAGGUAAUAGGAACAAUUAGUUAAUGUUUUGCCUUACCUUUCUGAAAUAUAAUUAAGAGAAAUUUAAGACAUUCUAAACCAUUUAUUGCUCUAUGUACUUUCUGGUUCUGUAACCAUACAAAAUGGCCAUAGAUCUCAGCUAUCUGUAGUCCUUUUUUUUUCACUUUCAAAACACAAGCAUACCUCAGAGAUAUUGUGAAUUCAGCUCCAGACCACCACAAUAAAGUGAGUAUCAUGAUAAAAUGA
This is a messenger RNA of Canis lupus familiaris (dog), 3350 nucleotides long. It is a transcript of the gene IRAK4, whose product is annotated as interleukin 1 receptor associated kinase 4. The record is from RefSeq and is a predicted model, not a curated record. Gene Ontology annotation, molecular function: protein serine/threonine kinase activity; ATP binding; magnesium ion binding. The coding region runs from base 628 to 2010 and encodes 460 amino acids. Lineage: Eukaryota; Metazoa; Chordata; Mammalia; Carnivora; Canidae. Gene Ontology annotation, biological process: signal transduction; protein phosphorylation. The transcript has 14 exons.